AUGGAGCGAGUAGAGAUCCGCAAAAAGUAUCGAUACUUGCGAGAAACAGUUAUAAACAUGGGUGAUUCGCCUGAUCAGAACGAUCCACCGAAAGAUCCAAAAGAAUUGGAAAAGUUAGAGGAAGCCAAGUUAAAAGCAAAGUUUCCAAAUGCUAUGCUAGGUAGAGGGCCAGGAGGACAUUCAGCUUUUCUUCAAAAAAGACUUGCUAAAGGGCAAAAGUUCUUUGAUUCUGGUGAUUACCAAAUGGCAAAGCAGAGACCAAGUAAUCUGGCAGCGCCAUUUAAAGCCCCUGCAGUGCCAGCUAAGUGCCCUACUGGUGAUGCCAUUCCUACACCAGAUACCGUCCCUUUGAGGAAAACGUCCAUCAUCCAACCCAAAUACCAACCGCCCAGCCAGACCUCC
This is a messenger RNA of Iphiclides podalirius (scarce swallowtail), 402 nucleotides long. NCBI's taxonomy places the organism in Eukaryota, Metazoa, Arthropoda, Insecta, Lepidoptera, Papilionidae. The record is from the annotation of a GenBank genome assembly.